AUGGCUUGCGGCACGCUGAAAAGACCAUCUUCAGACCUGUGGAGGGCCGUUGACGAUCAUACGCUGAUCUCAUCAAAGAAAAUCAGAUCUUUACCGGAAUUCUGGCACGAAAACGAGGAUCGUGCGGUUCCAAUCUCAGGCAAGGCGAAUGCGCACCCGGGGAGCGAUACAGGGACGGUGAUUGUUGGAAUACCCGAGCCUACAUGGCGGACAGGGAGCUUGCCCCUGGGAGAAGACGGCCAAUCCCAAUGGGCUCCAUAUGCUGGGCUGCCAUGGUGUGAGGGAGGCUGCCUGCACCCCUGCCAGAGCUGCCAGGCAGCCCAGCCAAACCUCUCUGGGCUGAGACCAGAUGCCCUGCUAGACGCUCUCUCCAGUGGCCCCCUCUCCAUGGUUCUUUUUGGGUUUUGA
Molecule: messenger RNA, 408 nt
Organism: Closterium sp. Naga37s-1
Lineage: Eukaryota; Viridiplantae; Streptophyta; Zygnematophyceae; Desmidiales; Closteriaceae
Source: the annotation of a GenBank genome assembly